CUUUUCCUUUGUCAGCCCGCCUUGCGUUUUAUUGUGUCACGGGUUCGCGCGCAGAUGGCAAAAAUAAACGACGACGGUGUUUUCCCAAGUGAAAGUCUGCUACUGUUAAACAACCGGCGAAAUUGAAAACUUCACUUUGUUAUUAUUAUUAUCGCGUUGAGAACUGCAAAUAUGCAUAUGCGAGUGCUCAAUUAGAGGCGAUACUAAUUUGCGUGCUUAGUGAAAAUCGAUAUGGCGCAGCCUUUGGCUUUUGGCACAUGCGAUUUGCAGCCACCUUUGGUUUGUCUAUUUUCGGGAAAUCGACGGAUUAAUGGGUUAUUCUGUGGUUGGCUGCUGUUGAUAGAAACCAUCUAUGAAUAAAUACAUAAGAUCGUCUUAUAAACAUUGCAUAUUGAGCAGGUUAAAAUGUUUACCACAAUUUACGGUACAAAAACAGGGAAAUAAUUUCAUAUGUAGCCUGAUUCUCCGCGCACAAGAUCCCAUUGAAUCCCCCUGGAAUCCCCUGAUAAGCUGAGAAACGAACGCACAAUGAACUUCACCCCGUUUGGCAACACCUUUCCCGGCAACAUUCCCGGCCUGCCGCAAUUCACGACGAGCACAGCUCCGCUGGUUUCCACCGUGACUGCCGCCGUCACGGAUGUGACUGUGACGGGCACCAAUAAUCCGCAGCAGCAACAGCAGCAGGAUGCAGCCGGCGGCAGCAAUCGCUACCAGCAGCAGCAGCAACAGGUAACGCAUUUUGGCCAGGCCACAAUGACGGCGGGCCAGGGCAGCAGUGGCAACAAGUUCCGUGGCGGCCAGGAGGAUGCGCUCCAGGGCGACAAGUACAAUGGCCACUUGGUGGCUUCCUCCCAGCAACAGCAGCAGCAGCAACAGCAGCAGACGCAAUAUGCAACUGUUGCGUAUGCAAGUGCAACAGCGACGAGUGCUGCAGCGGAUGCCCUUCAGGCGGGAACUUCCGGCCAGCAGCAGCAGCAGAUGCAGCAGCAGCAGGUCACCGCCCCGCAGGAACUCACCCAGGAUCUGUGCAACGCCAUCCUCCAGCAGCAAGUACUCCAGAAUACCUCGUGGCAAACUCUGACGCCGGGAACGACAGUGGCCGACUACCUCUCGCAUCUUCCAGCCAACACGUUGCCCCUGUCGCUGCAUCACUUUCUCAAGUAUUCCGCGGAGACGAUAAAGAAGGAGAACCAACAGAAUGUGGUGCUGCAGGUGCAGACGGGACCAGCCAUUGGGAUCAACACCCUGGGCACGACAACCAUUAGUAUACCUCAGCAGGAGCAGCUGACGCUGCAGCCGCAGCAGCAGGCGACGUUGCAGGUGCAGACGCAGGCGGCGGUCACGGCGACGGCGACGACGGCGACAGCGACGACGGCCGGCGGAUCCGGCGGCACUUCCGGCAAGAAGAAGAAGCGCAAAAAGCGGAACAAGGACCGGAAAACGAAGUUGCGACCCGGUGAGAUUCGUUUGGGCACCGCACUCGACGGCAGUCCGCUGUACAUGUGUCCCGAAUGCCAUGUGGCGUAUCCGGAGCCGGAGCUGCUCGAAGUGCAUCUGGUGGGCCACAACCUGGAGAAGCGCUACGUGUGCGACAUCUGCCAGGCGUCGCUGAAGCGCAAGGAUCACCUCACCCGCCACAAACAGUCGCACAAUCCGGAACGACCCUACAUCUGCACCGUGUGCCUGAAGGCCUUCAAGCGGAAGGAGCAACUGAGUCUGCACUUUGUCAUCCAUUCCGGCGAGAAGCGCCACCAGUGCGGCGAGUGCGGCAAGGGCUUCUACCGCAAGGAUCAUCUGCGCAAACACACCCGCUCCCACAUCGCUCGCCGCGUCAAGGCCGAGCUGAACAGCCAUGUGCGGCGCGAGAAUGGCACCAGUAUGCUGCAACCUGUCGUCACGGAGGCAACGACGGCGGCCCUGCAACAUGCCAAUCAGCUGGCCAGCGCACAGCAGCAGUUGCAGCAGCAACAGCAGCAGCAGCAGCAGCAACAACAGCAGCAGCAGCAACAUCACAUUGUGAUCACGCAGCAGCAACCGACAACGCAGCAACAGCAGCAACAGACUUCGCAGCAGCAGCAGCAGCAACAGCAGCAAAUGAUAAAUUAGCCAAAUGAUUUUUGUAAAGUCAGUUAAAGCGAAAUUCAAUUUAGUCUCAUCUGAGUCUGAGUCCCCAAGGACUCGGCUGCUCAAAAACAACAAAUAACUCUCUCGGUCCACACAAUUUAAUUGACUCUCACAAAUCGGAUAAUACAAACAGCAGGAUGUUAGCUAAUGUCUUCGAGGAUUCUCCUUAGGGAAUACUCAACAUUGUACAAUUUUAAUCGUAAGUUCGCGAUGGAAAUUUGAUGAUGGGAACCUUCCACAAACACAAACGAAAGUGCAGUCACUGGUAAAGAACUACAUUCGAUUAAGAUCUUUUCAAAUUUAGCUUAAUUAAAUCUGAAUUCCAAUAGAUUUCGGUUUAUUUAUUUAUUUUAGUUACAAAAGUGAUUUAUUUGAAUCUUUUUGCAAUCGUUUCAAGAGAUCUCAAAUGUGUAAACCACACACAAGCCAAUUUUUAAUCUAUUAUAAGUAAUUGUAUAGCACGAUUUCCUUUGAACAAGCAUUGCAUUUGCAUUCCAAUAGUUGAAUAUGAUCCCAGUGAGGUUGUCCCACGCCUUUGUCCGCCCCGAAACACUCCAUACUUUAAUUUAAGACAAAUGUGCAAAGGAAUAAUAAUUUUAUACGCAAUGUAUUUUAGUGAAAUGUAUUUUUCUACAAUUAGAAUCAAUGUUGUGUAUGGUAUGUAUGUCGUCCAUAUGUACAUACACCUGUACGAAUACUUGAACACUGUUCACUGGCAGCGAACUAUAUAUAUAUAUUUAUAUACUAUGUAAACAAAUGCAAUUUAGAUUUACACAUAAUUGUAGGAACAAAUCUAAAAUUGUGAAUGUACGUAUAACUUUUUGCUACACCGAUAAAUCAAACACAAAAAUCCUUGUAAAUAAGCAGUAAAUUAUAUAAUUUGAUCUAAACCGAAUUAAGACUAUAUUUCAUUCUUUCAGAUAAAAAGCAACAAGGUUCAUUUACUUGGGGUUAUUUAUUUGCUUUAUUUAGAGUAAAUUACGAUUAUUAUGCACCAUUUAUUGUAGUCAAUUAAAUAAUUAAUUAGCGUUAUCCGUAUUAUUAUCUGUAUUCUGUAUAUGUCCAUGUGUUAGUUUAAUAUCCUUUAUUUAUGUACGAGCAGUUUUGAUUCACCGUCCAUUUCGUGCGUACCUUUCUAA
Messenger RNA from Drosophila santomea, 3263 nucleotides. RefSeq names its product zinc finger and BTB domain-containing protein 24. Gene Ontology annotation, biological process: regulation of transcription by RNA polymerase II. NCBI's taxonomy places the organism in Eukaryota, Metazoa, Arthropoda, Insecta, Diptera, Drosophilidae. Gene Ontology annotation, cellular component: nucleus. The transcript has 5 exons. The coding region runs from base 529 to 2106 and encodes 525 amino acids. Gene Ontology annotation, molecular function: DNA-binding transcription factor activity, RNA polymerase II-specific; RNA polymerase II cis-regulatory region sequence-specific DNA binding. The record is from RefSeq and is a predicted model, not a curated record.